GAUGGUACCAAAAUCAACAAUCAAAUGUGAUCUUACAAACGAAAAAACCGUAUUAAUUGAUCUUGAUCAAAUGUUUAAUUCUCUGAAUUCUGUGAGAGAAAUUUAUGGAUCAAGCGAUUCGAUUAAUCAAAUAUUAAAUUCUAAUUAUGAAAUUUUGGGUGACGAUUUCAAUAUAAACAUUCAAGAUCAUUCUCAAAAUAUGUUUAGUUAUCCCAUAUCUGCAGGAGAUCACAUUAAUCGGGAUGUUCUGAAUACAUAUGAACAAGAUGUUAUAAUGCAAGAAAAUGAGCCACCACUUUUAGAACCCAUCUUAAACCUUGGGUCAGCAUAUGUAAUUGGAGAAAAUUCUUUAAAAAAUUCACAGUCUGCAGAGCCUGAUGAAAUAAUAAUUAAACAAAGAUCUUUGAUAUCCGAAUCCCAAUACACUACUUCACCUGCUGAUAAAGAAAAUAAAGGUUCAAGUUCUCAACAGCAGCUUCAACAAUCAAGUCAUUUAUUAUUAGAUGUUCAACCUCAAGAUUCUCAUCGUGUCAAAACGGAAGAUGAAAACGUUCCUGUGGCUUUUUUGACACAAGAACAUCAUGUAGCAGAGACCAAAAAUACUUUCGUCGAUACAGUUAAAACAGAGGGAAGUGUAGCAGAUGAUUUUGGUGCUUUAUAUAAGUUCCCGGAGGCAUCCGGAGAGUCGAAUAGUACUGGAACUAAGGACU
This is a messenger RNA of Scutellospora calospora, 710 nucleotides long. NCBI's taxonomy places the organism in Eukaryota, Fungi, Glomeromycota, Glomeromycetes, Diversisporales, Gigasporaceae. The record is from the annotation of a GenBank genome assembly.